Molecule: messenger RNA, 981 nt
Organism: Chionomys nivalis (European snow vole)
Lineage: Eukaryota; Metazoa; Chordata; Mammalia; Rodentia; Cricetidae
Exons: 2
Coding region: 1-981 (326 amino acids)
Source: RefSeq, a predicted model, not a curated record
AUGACUGAUACCAACUCGGGGAGACUGGGGUUUGUUUUCUACUACACAUCACCAUCCAUCAAUGAGGAAAGCCGAGGUUCAAAGCUGGAGCCCAUCCAGCCCUUACUGCUGCAGUCCAUCCAGCCCUUGCUGCUGCAGCCCAUUCAGCCCUUACUGCUGCAGCCCAUCCAGCCCUUACUGCUGCAGCCCAUCCAGUCCUUGCUGCAGCCCAUCCAGUCCUUGCUGCAGCCCAUCCAGCCCUUGCUGCUGCAGCCCAUUCAGCCCUUGUUGCUGCAGCCCAUUCAGCCCUUGCUGCUGCAGCCCAUCCAGCCCUUACUGCUGCACAUCCAGCCCUUGCUGCUGCAGCCCAUCCAGUCCUUGCUGCAGCCCAUCCAGCCCUUGCUGCUGCAGCCCAUCCAGCCCUUACUGCUGCACAUCCAGCCCUUGCUGAUGCAGCCCAUUCAGCCCUUGCUGAUGCAGCCCAUCCAGCCCUUGCUGCUGCAGCCCAUCCAGCCCUUGCUGCAGUCCAUCCAGCCCUUGCUGCAACAGCCCAUUCAGCCCUUGCUGCUGCAGCCCAUUCAGCCCUUGUUGCUGCAGCCCAUUCAGCCCUUGCUGCUGCAGCCCAUCCAGCCCUUACUGCUGCACAUCCAGCCCUUGCUGCUGCAGCCCAUCCAGUCCUUGCUGCAGCCCAUCCAGCCCUUGCUGCUGCAGCCCAUCCAGCCCUUACUGCUGCACAUCCAGCCCUUGCUGCUGCAGCCCAUUCAGCCCUUGCUGCUGCAGCCCAUCCAGCCCUUGCUGCUGCAGCCCAUCCAGCCCUUGCUGCUGCAGCCCAUCCAGCCCUUGCUGCUGCAGCCCAUCCAGCCCUUACUGCUGCACAUCCAGACCUUGCUGCAGCACAUCCAGACCUUGCUGCAGCACAUCCAGCCCUCAACCUCUUUCAUUCAGUUUUCACCAGACUUUUUUAACAUUGCCCUUCUAAAAAAAGGAUCCAGAGCCAGGUGA